AUGUCGUGGCUCCGCAGCGCGGUGCACCGCGCCGUGGAGGCGAGCGGCGGCCGCAGCUCCCUCCUCACCCGCACCGUCCGCACCUCCCUCGACACCGUCGUCCACCACGCCGGCCAGGCCGUCGCGGGCGGCGCCAGGCUCAUCAUCGGGAGCCGGAACUACAAGAGCGUCAAGGUGACGGCCAAGAGGCUUGAAGAGGCGGCGCUCUCCUACAAAGGGGAGGAGCGGGCGCAGCUGCUGCGCCGGUGGCACGUCGCGCUCAAGGAGAACCAGCGCGCGGCCGCGGCGGUGCUGCGGGAGCCGCAAUUUGGGGACGAUCGGGACCAGGCAGCGCCCCUGCUGGAUCUGUACGUGGAUUGCGAGAGUGGUGGGGAACUGAUGAACUUUUUCCAUGUCUUCCUCUACAGCCAUGCACUCGAGUGUGUUGUUCUCUCCAUGAUUCUGGAAGCCCCAACUGACGAAGAAGUUUCAUUGCUCUCAGAAAUUUUCGGAAUGUGCCUUUCAGGAGGGAAGGAUGUGCACAGUGCACUCCUGAGUAGUGUAAAGGACCUGGCAAGGUUAAUCUCAAGUUAUCAUGAUGAAGUGUUGGCAAAACGUGGUGAGCUGCUUCAGUUUGCUCAGGGUGCGUUCUCAGGGUUAAAGAUAAAUGCUGAAAUUGCAAGGUUAGAUAAUGAAAUUUCACAGUUGCAACAGCAGAUAAAUUCAAUGGAUGCUCUCCAAGCUACUUCAAACAGCAAUCGGAAUAGAACAUCUCAGUCGAUCACUGAGGGUUUCAAAAAGGCAGUUGCUGAGGUCCGUCUUUGCUCUAGAAUGGAAGAACUAAUAUUGAAGAAGAAAUCAAUACAUCCUGGUGACUCAUUGGAGACUCAUUUUGAGAAGGUUGAUAAACUGAAGGUUCUGUCUGAAUCUCUUUCAAAUUCAUCUACAAAAACAGAAAAGCGUAUCAUGGAAAACAGAUUACAAAAGGAAGAAUCUCUUAUCUUCCGGGUUACCAAAACAAAUGAAGUCAGUGGAAUAGAAAAGGAACUGGUUGCUGAAAUCUCUGGACUUGAGGAGCAAAGGGAUAAACUUGAGGCAGAACUGAAGAAGGUGAAUACUAAAUUGAAAGCGGCUACAGUGAAGCUUAAAAAAACUAGAGAGGAGAGAGACCAAUUUGAUGAAGCCAGCAAUCAGAUUGUGUUACACCUCAAAACAAAGGAAGAUGAACUCGCAAGAUCCCUUGCUUCAUGCAAAGUAGAAGCAAGCACUGUCAGUGCGUGGAUCAGCUUUUUGGAAGAUACAUGGAAAUUGCAGUCCUUAUUUGAAGAUCUAAAAGAAAAACAGGCCAAUGAAGAAUUGGAUAGAUGUGGAGUCUGCUUUGCAAAAUUGAUUAAACAUCAUGUUUCUGCAUGCCUGGAAGAGCUGAGCACUUCUAUUGAUCGUAUCAAAACUUUUGUGGAUAACUUGAAAAUAUUCGGUGACAGAUCGAUAUCAGCAGAGGAUGGACCUAAUAGUUCGUCUAAGCAAUCAAACCCACGUAAAUACCUGGAGGAAGAAUAUCUCCAAACGGAGAAAAAGGUUGUAGCUGCAUUCAGUUUGGUUGAUAGUAUACGAGCAAUAUAUUCUUCUAACCAGGAGUACUACAAGACGAGUUUGUCCAGGAGAGAGGAGCCUGAGGUCAAAAAACUAUUUGACACCAUCGACAACCUGCGCGUUGAGUUCGAAUCCGUGCCACGUCCAGUGCUUCAGAUUGAAAUCAAAGAACAGAAAGAGAAAGCAAAGCGAUCCCGUUCCUUGAAGGUUUCCCGGCCCCCGGGUCAUUCGAGAAGCGAUUCCCCCAUCGCGCCUCAGCUGAGGACACGGCUGCCAUCGGAGACUGAGUCGGAGCUGGCCAGGUUCGAUCCGGAAUACAAGGCCGACGAGAUCAGCGGGUGGGAGUUCGACGACCUCGAAGACGAGCCAAGACCUGGCUUCCAAUAAUCUGCGUAGGCUGCAAAUGAGACCCAUACCUGUAGUAGUUGAUGUAAAAAUCAUCAUUAGCACGAAAAAGCCUGGGAAAUGUAUAGUUCAGUGUACAUUGCAAUCUAUCUUUCUGUUCAGAAUUUUGUUUCUUUUUUU
Molecule: messenger RNA, 2097 nt
Organism: Panicum hallii
Lineage: Eukaryota; Viridiplantae; Streptophyta; Magnoliopsida; Poales; Poaceae
Exons: 18
Coding region: 1-1959 (652 amino acids)
Source: RefSeq, a predicted model, not a curated record